This is a messenger RNA of Podarcis lilfordi (Lilford's wall lizard), 12824 nucleotides long. NCBI's taxonomy places the organism in Eukaryota, Metazoa, Chordata, Lepidosauria, Squamata, Lacertidae. The record is from the annotation of a GenBank genome assembly.
AGCGGCGGCGCUUGGGAACUCCGCGGCUGGAGCGCGCAAAGGCGGCGGGACCCGACGGGGCGGGUCCCCGCCGCAGAGGGCGGAGCGGUUUCAACAAGCCCUGAAUGAGUCCGCGGGGGCGGCUAGUCUCGGCUCCGAGGAGGCGGCAUGCAGCUGCAGGUCGCGGUGCCCUCGGUGGGGCUGCAGCUGUCCGAGGGCGACCAGAGCCCGGAGAAGGCGCGCACGGUGAGUGGCGGCGGCGGCAGCCCGUCGGGUUGCUCCCGGAGCGGGACUUGGGCUUUUUUGCAGCCGCGGGGCCGGGAGGGAGAGCCCGUCCGCCGGUGCCUCUGGCGGGCUGGAGGGGAGAGCGGCUUCGAAGGCAGCGGGUGCCGUCGGUGCCCGUGGCCAGCCUGCAAGCGCCUUUGGCAGGGAGAAAGGGGGCGCUGAACUUGCUGGUGGGGCUUUGCAGAGGCCGGGCGAGCGAGGGAGGGGCUUCUUUGCGGCGCCCACCAAAGGAAAUAAAGGAAGGAGCCCGACACGUGUAGCCUGGGGACCCUUCAGAAGUGAGAAGGCAUGCGAACAGUCUGCGUCUGGUGAAAAAGAACAAAGCCGAAAGAAGAGACGCUCGGAGGAAGGACGGACCUGAAGACUCCCUUUAGCGAUUGAAUUACUUGAGUCUGUGUCCUGUGUCCCCCAACAAGCGCGCACCCCACCGCUCAGAAAGGGGGGUUUAUUACAGCUUCUGUGGACCAGAGAUGUGGGAUAUGGCAGGUAUAGAUAGAAAGAAAAAUGUUAGCAGUGAGGUCGGAGAAGAAUGAAAUAUAGACCCUGAUAAUUGUGCCUAAGGUUAAAAGUGUCCCAGACAAGUACAGUGCCCCCAUCACAUGGCAGAGUUGGUGAGACCACCAGCCUCCUGGCAGAGCCCUAGCUAUGGAGCGGGGGGGGGGGCAGCCAGGUUUUUUGCCCCAGGUGAAGCCUCCAGCAGGGCGCUAUUGAGGCUCCCAGCCGUGUGUGUGUGUGUGUGUGUGUGUACACAAAUGCACAUGGGGGAGCAUGAAAUUGGGUCUUUGACCUGGGUGAAAUAAAGCCUAGUUUUGCCUCUGCCUCCUGGCACUGAUGAGCUAAUGAACAACUGCAGUGCGAUUAAAAAAAAAACCUUAUCUCAAUUCAAGGCCACAGGUGAUAGAACCAAACUUCAAAAUACUUCCUUCUCUGGGAAGAAAGUGCACACUGUGGAAAGCACUUGAUUAAAUAUAUCCUCCUUGUUUCACUGUUUAAGCAGAGUUCCCAUUGGCAUCAUCAGGCAGCAGUUUCUUAUAAGAUGGGAAUCCUGCCACAUACACAAACACACACCAGAAGUUGUUUGACUACAAUUCCCAUCAUCGCUGCUGCGGACCAUGCUGGCUGGGCCUGAUGGAGUCAGUCUCACAACGUCUAGAGGGCCACAGGUUCCGUGUUCCCCAAGAAGGCUUCCAAAAAUGGGGUAGCUGGAAACACAUUCAUUCCAUGACGUUUCUCAGUGUCUCUGUUCUGUUAAAAGAUAAGAGCUGACAUGGGAAGCCUGUCGGCCUCUAGAUAAUUAUGGAGUCCAUCAAUAUCUGGAGAACCAGCCGUUUCCUACCCCUGACUUAAAGUAAUGUUUAUGCUGCUUGAAAUUAUACCGGUUGAGACAAUAAUACACAGAAUACGGGAAUAAUGUGUUUUAUUAAAAUGAUGCAUAUUGUUCCAGUAACCUGCCCCCCCCCCAUGUUUGGGGGGAGGGAACAGCCACUCCUCACACUGUUGCCACAAUAACACACACACAAACACACACCUACCCUGUAGGAACGGGCAGAAGGGCAGUUGUCGUGCCUCUGCUCCUUGCAGAACCAGAAGAAACUAGGAGGUUGCUAAGAUCUGUAAGGCAAGAUCUACUUCACUCACAUCCACACACUUUUUAAAAAAUCCUUCCAGCCACAAGGAGCCAGAAGGCACCAAGUAACUGCCACCAGUACAUUUUGGCACCUGAGGCAGACCCCAAAAUUGCACCUCCCCUUCCCGCCAGGAAAGAAGAGGUGCAGCAAGACCUACAUCCAGAACAAGGGGGGCGGAGGAAGAUUGGCACUGGAAUCAGCUGCCCCAGUGGAUCCCUUUGCCUGAGUCAGUCACCUCAUCUUGCCUCAUGGGUGGGCCAGCCUUGAGUGCAGUACUUAGAGAUGACAGAUUCUCAUGUGGCACCACUGUAGGUCAUUCUGGGGUACUGGGGGUGGGAAACUAGUUAACCCGAGAGUGGGGUGGGGGUCAGUAUGGGGUAGUGGUUAGAGCAUCAGAUUAGGACUUGGGAGAUCGGGGUUCACAUCCCAACUCUGCCACGGAGCUCACAAGACAACCUUGAGUCGGUCACAGUCUCUCCAUCUGAAAUACCUCACAGGGUGGUUAAAAAAUGAAGAGACAGGAGAACCAUAUAUAGUGGUACCUUGGGUUACAGACACUUCAGGUUACAGACUCCGCUAACCCAGAAAUAGUACCUCGGGUUAAGAACUUUGCUUCAGGAUGAGAACAGAAAUCGUGCAGCAGCAGCAGGAGGCCCCAUUAGCAAAGGUGGUGCUUCAGGUUAAGAACAGUUUCAGGUUAAGAACGGACCUCCAGAACGAAUUAAGUUCUUAACCCGAGGUACCACUGUACAGCACUUUGAACUCCUUAGAGGAAAGGUGGGGGCAUAUAUCUAGUAAUCAGGGCUGUCCCUCCCACAAAGCAAGGGGAGGCGGCUGCCUCUGGUGGCGGAUCCACAGGUGCAGCAGAACCCAGCAGAGAUCUUUAUUCCCCACUCGUUCAUGAUGUAGAUCCUUCACUCACCCCUUCUUUCCCGGUGGGGAGGUAUGCCUCGGGUGCUAAAAGGUCUUGGGAUGGUCCUGGUAAUAAUAAAUAAAUAAACUCUAUUGUGUGGCUAUAGAAUGACUUGGGCCUUUGGAUUCCUCUAGGCCAGUAUGAUAGACUUUGACUGGCAGCAGAGUUUUUUCCAGCGUCUUGGACAGAGGUGAUCCCUUGCCCUAAAAUCUGAGAUCCUUUUAAACUGGAGGCAGAAGAAGAGCCUGUUGGAUCAAUUCAAUGGCCCAUCUAGUCCAGCAUACUGUUUUCACAUGAACUGGACUAAUCCUCUUUUAAAACCAUCCAAAUUGUUGCCCAUCACUGCCUCCUGUGGCAAUGAGUUCCAUGGUCUAACUCUGCAUUGCAUGAAUAAGUCCUUUCUUCUUCUUUUGCCAAUUAAUUUUUAUUAACAUUCCAAAUUGUUAACAAAUUAACAACAAAUUAAUUCAAUUUAAAAGUUGACUUUCCACCCCACCCUUCCAAGAUGCUUCUUUCCCCUCCCUCCUUUGCUGCUAACAAUAAAACACUUUAUCUUAAUUUUGCAUCCUUUUGCAUCCAUUCUCUAUUUCCAUUGACUGUUUAUGCUCAAUUCCUGCUUAGGCUUUUAUUUACUCUUUUGCCAGCUAAUCGAAUAGAGUUAAUCUUUUAUCAAGCCAUGUAAAUCAUUCAUCAUAAUUUUAAAUCACAUGUCCUCCAAUACGACUUAUUCAUCAUGGCUUUCUUUUAUCCAUCCUGAAUCUUCCAACAUUCAGCUUCACUUGAAUGCCCAUGAGUUCUAGGGUCUAGAGAUGUGAAGGUUUCAACCUGGGAUUUUCUGUGUCCCAAAGCAUGUGCUAUGGGAAAUCUGAGAAGCCCACAUAGAUCAGAUUUCUGUCGUGCAUCUAGCAGUGCUAAUGCCAAAAAGCCCAAGCCAAAUUAAGAGCAGACACUUAAGACAGGAUUCUGGUAAAGUGAGACAUCAGCUGUGGAAUGACCAGCCUUGUUUUCGUGGAGGGAAGUGAACUUAGAGUGGCCUGUCUCCAGCUCACACUGAGCGAAGCAUAAACAUCAGGCAUGGCAUCUCUUGGGCACAGAGUUUCCCGGUUUCCUUAUUGGUUGGCAAUUCUCUCUGUUUAGUUAAGCUGGGUGUGGUGACCGUGGUUCUGUAUUCCAGCUGGAAGGAGCUUACUUUGCUUGUGCCUUUAUGGGGAAACUAUGAUUGGAACAUAAAAUGCCUUAUGUGGCAGGAUAUUUUUGGCCCUAGGAACCUAAGAAACCACCUACCAGCCAUUGGUCUUUCCAGCUCAGGCAGCAACUCUCCAAGUCGGAGGUCUCUUCUAGCCCUACGGAGAGAUGCUACGUGGAACUGAACAUGGGGGAGCUGAACAUGUCGGACUCUAUCACUCGGCCAUGACUUUUCACUAAUGAAUCCGAUUUUUUCCUUUUUAAAAAGCAAGCUUCUAGACCUCAUGGGAAGCAAUUAUAGGCUUGAAGGCACAUGAUCAGGACCUCGUGCAAUUUCAGGAAGCAGAGGAGGAGUGAUGCAGCAAUCCCACUGGCCAGAGGGUUAGACUUCAGUGCCUUGUAUCGCUUCUUCCCUCCCCAACCCUAUUCCACGGUUGUGGGAAGGAAAGAGAAUAAAGGAUAUGCAUGCAUAUUGGUUUAAAGUAGAUCACAAUAUGAUUUUUUAGUUGCCAAGUGCUCCCACUGCUGGCACAGCCGGGCUCUUGUAUGUGUGCCUAGAUGAGGAAGAGAAAGCAGCGUAUACUAAAAAUAGCAGUGUGUGUGUGUACACACACACACACACACACACACACACACACACACACAACCUGCUACUGUCACUACACAAACUUUCUGUGAGUAGACUGCUUUUGACAUUCCGGGGGUGCUCCAAUUCUAUUUUUUAUCCUUGUCUUUUCUUCAUUUCAUUUUAAAUUCAUAUACCAUCUUUUUCCAUUGCUGACCCCAAGACAGUUUGCAGCCCAAGGUGAGGACUGUAGCAUGUGUUUCCUCCCCUCCCCAAAAUAUUUGGAUCUGCUGUGCAGAGGAGAGUCUGUUGCUGCAGCUGCAAUUCAUGGUGACCAGAAGUGAGUGUUGGAUGUGUGAAUAGUUGCUUCAGCCGGGUAAACUGAGGCCUGGGCCCAGGGACUUUGGUUUGUUUCCCCCCCAAGGAGCUGGCCCAUUUGGUCUCCUUUUCUCUCUCCUGAACAACUAAGUACACAAAACCUGUGUGGCGCCUCUGCUACAUCUCUGGAGCAUCUGGGCACAAACCCUUCAAGAGGAGAUAUGCGCUGCAUUACAAUCUGUGCUUUGCUGGAGUUGUCCGAAGUGUAUUCGCCGCACUUCAACUGCACACAUUCCUCAGGCCCGACACGGAGUCUUCUGCCGGGUAUUCUUUUAUGCAGAGCCGAGUUUAUUCAGUAUCCCUGCCCCUGCCCCCCUGCUCCCAUUUGGCACUUUUGAGAAGCGAAGCCAAAGGCUGAUUUCAAAGAGGCUUUUGUCAAGCGGUGUUUGCUUUGGGGAGAGACUGGACUGCGGUGCAUUGUGGGGGAAGAAAGCAAGAUGACCGCCCUGCUAUUGCAGAGAGUUAAGACAGAUCUCAUCUGUUCAGCAGCAGCAGAGCUGUUUUGUGGUGUGGGUGGGGCACGUCCGGGUGAAACUGACGAGCUUGUGCCUAACCUUUCAGGUGUUCAAGGUGGAAAUCCUGUGGAAUGGGAGGAAACAUUGCAUUGAGAAGCGCUACAGCGAGUUCCAUGCCCUCCAUAAAAGGGUAAGGUGGGUGCAUGAGAGUCAGGGGGUGGGGUGGGGUGGCGAGCUUGUGGCCCUGCUGGGUGUCAUUGGACUACAAAUCCCAUCAUCCUCGACAACUGCCCAUGCCGGCUGGGACUGAUGGGUGUUGGAGUCCCACCCACUAAAGAAGAAUGGAGAAGUAAGGGGAUGGAUUGUGCAGAACUGGCAAAGUACGUUACGCUAAAAUAAGAAAAUAAGGUUUUAUGGAAGAAUGCAAACCCUUUUCGGAUUACAGUGGUACCUCUGGUUAUGUACUUAAUUCGUUCUGGAGGUCUGUACUUAACCUGAAACUGUUCUUAACCUGAAGCACCACUUUAGCUAAUGGGGCCUCCUGCUGCUGCCGCGCCGCCGGAGCAAGAUUUCUGUUCUCAUCCUGAAGCAACGUUAUUAACCCGAGGUACUGUUUCUGGGUUAGCGGAGUCUGUAACCUGAAGCGUCUGUAACCUGAAGCAUAUGUAACCCGAGGUACCACUGUACUUAACCUGAGGUACCACUGUACAUGUAACUGUGAACCUGAAAUACAUCUUAGCUUUUCGGUUUCCUGGAGCGUCACAUUAAAUUUUGCUGCUUUGGGCAUAUGUCUCUGCUCAAGGGAAGUGGAAGAACCCUCAGCUUCCAUGUUGUGUCUGUUUGUUUUUGGAGGGGGAUGGAGGAGUUGAAGAAGGGCGGCCCCAUAUUACUGCCUAUGGCCAUAGACACUGCACACACCACACAUUUAAAGCACACGCACCCUAAAAAGAAUCCUGGGAACUGUAGUUUUCCCCCCAGUUCCCAGCACCCUUAAACUACAGCUCCCAGGAGUGGGUAUACAGUUAGAUACACGGUUUUCCCAGCCAUAGUAUCUGUGAGCAAGAUUAGAGGGGAAUGUAGAAAGGGAAGCCCUGUUUGACUGUUGCUUUCAACAGUGUGUGGCAGGAAAUUUCCCACUGCUAUCUCUCUUUUUUAAGUUAAUUUAGGCACUGUUCAUUGGGUGUGCUAAGCUAAUGCAAGGAAAGUCUUGCUCAAUCACCAUGUCUUCCUUGCAAGUGUUCUGAUGAAAAUAACAUGCAAAUAAAUCUUUGAAUUUGCUUGAGUACCAUAUUUGUGCCAUCUUGAGGAUGCUCUGCUGAAUUCUCUCCCUCCCCCGCCAGUCAAUACCUCAGUCUAAAUACUUUUAGGGUGGGUGUGGAGGGAGACUUAAAAAUAUAUAUAUAUUUAUAAAGUAAAAUGAAUGCAGUGUGGUUUUUUGCUUACUGAGUAUGGGUCAAAUAAACAUGCCAGAUCAUAUACCCAUGGGUUUUGGGCAGUGGCAGCAAACUGGUACCCCUCCAGAUGUUGCUGGAUUCCAGAUGUUGUUGGACUUUCAGGCCAGCAACAUCUGGAGGGCAGGCACCAUGUUUCAAAUGCCUGCCCUUGCUUUUGGGGCAAUGGAUUUUUCCUCCUGGGCAUUGGAUAAUUCUAUAUUCCAUAUUUUCUGUAAAGCCCACAUUGCAGGUCUUGACCCAAGACUUCCAGACUUCCAAUUGGGGCUGACCCAAACUGCUUGCUACCUUGAUUCAGAGGACAAGAUGGUUCUCCCUCUAUCCAUGCCCUGUUAGGGUGGGAGACUGUUUGGGCCCCAACAGGCCAGAUCCUUACCUCCCCAAAACCCACUGCCCAACUUGGACAGGUGUGCGAUCCACCCAUCUGUCAGAGUUGACCCAUGUGGGAAAGGAUCCGCUUUGCCAACGCAUUUCCUGCAGGAAAUGCACUGGCAAAGCACUGCCUGGAAGGAUUGAGUUCUACUCACCAGCCGAUGAACAGAGGGUUCGAUCCUGCUCUCUGCUUAGGUCUGCUUCGCCGGCAUGUUCCCAACAGGGAACAAAAUGACAAAGCAGUACCCAGCAGGAUUGCUAUCGCCCAGUGACGUUAGCUGAUUGCCAGAUGGGCGUGGUUUGGGGAAGCAGUUUUGUGGGCUGAAUUUGACCCCUGGUGGGACGAGAUUGCCCCACAGGCCAUAAGUUUCCAACACCCGAUGCACAGAAAUGGACCCUGCUGGCAGCUGAGCCUGACUUCAACACUCUCAGCGGAGAGCUGGCUAGUUCUGGGGUCGUAGGACAGAGCAGCUCUCCUCCCAGUGCCUCUCUGACAUUCAGCAUCCACUGCCAGAAGCAGCGGCUUCCCUCUGCCUAACAGUAGGACUGGCCGUGGGCCUGGUGGUUCCUGGAGCUCCUUUGAUGUCCACACAGCUUCUCUGCUCUCUCCCAACCCCCACAGAUCAAGAAGAGAUGCAGAGUCCCAGACUUCCCACCCAGGCGUGUCCCCAACUGGAUGACGAAAGUCCUGGAGCAGCGGCGGCAGGGCCUGGAAGCUUACCUCCAGGUAAGGAUGCGAGGCUGGCAGCCGAGUUGAAAACAGCCUCCCUUCCUCCCCAGCCUGCUCUCACUGAUCUUGGUUCGUCUGUCUCCUGCAGGGCAUCUUGCUAUGCAAUACAGAGCUUCCCAAGGAGCUUCUAGACUUCCUGAAACUCUGGCAGUUUGAGCAGGAGCACAAGGCAGAUCUUGGGUGAGUGUUUGGGUGAGCCGGGGGAAGAUUGAGCAGGAGCAACACUUUCCCCCUUUGUGCCACUGUCUGGCGCAGGUGGGGAGAACCUUUGGCCCUCCAGAUGUUUCUCCAAACACCUCCGUAAUCCAAACACCAUGAUGAGAAUGCCAGGGCUAAUUACCUCCAUAUCAGCCCUGAAUUACCGGCAUGGCUGGGGUCCGGUCAUGUGGGAGUCAGUCAUUUCCCACCGCCGGAAACAGGAAGCUCCUGGCCCUCCAGAUGUUUCUCAACUGCAGUCCCAUCUGCUACAGCCAGUGGGUUGUCAGGGCCCAGGGCAAGGCAGGUAUUGCGCCCCCCUAACCCAUGGUUCCUGCCAGGGCCAGGUGGCAAUGGGGGUGGGGAAGGGUCUUACCAGCUGGGAGAGAGAAUCUGUGCCAGCGGUCACUUAUUUUAUUUUUUAUUUAAUGAAAAAUUUACAUGGCUUGAUUUAAAACAAAACAAAACACACCCUCCAAGCAGUUUUUCUUUUGAAAUUUUGCAUCCCCCCCAAAAAAAGUUUGUGCAACAACCCCUCUGCCGCCCCAUGCUAUGCCACUGGCUACAGCAAGUGUGCCCAGGGGCAAGGGGGAGUAGGAAUUGUGGUUCAUUAACACCUGGAGGGCUGAAGGCUCCCUAUACCUGUUAGAACUCGACAGCAGCAUAGUAGUUUGAGACUGACUGUAGUUUUGUGAUUCUUCCAGGACUACUCUACUUUCUUCUUUACAAAAAGCGCGGGGUAUCUCACAAUAACAGAAUCUGAUGCAAUGCAAAAUAUAAUGCCCUGAUUUUCUUUCUUCAUUCUAAGUUAUACGUACUGUGCUUUUCUCAAACAUCCCUUUCCCUGCAAAAUCCAGCGUGGCAGGUAAACUCUUGUUAGAGAGGGAUGGGUAGCUGGUCUCUUUUUGACAUUGUCCAGGCGCUUUCCUCCCGAAGGAGCUGCAGUCAAAACGCCAACUCACACACACUGCCCUUGUGUUGAUUUACAGACUUUUUUGGGGCCUGGGCAAUUGACAGCUAAGGCCACAUCUGCACUGCACAUUUAAAGCACUUGUAUUCCACCUUGACAGUCAAAGAAUCUUGAGAACUGUAGUUUGUUAAGGGCACGGAGAGUUAUCAGGGGACUCUCAUUUCUCCUCGCAAAGCUAAAAUUCCCAGAGAUCUCCAGGGAAGAGGGAUUGAUUGUUAAACCACUUGUGAGAUUUGUAGAUCAGUGAGGGAAAUUGUUGGGUGGGUGUGUCCUAACAAUUCUCAGCACCCUUAACAAACAACAGUUUGUUUUACCAUAGAAUUGUAGAGUUGGAAGGGACCACGGGGGUCAUCUAGUCCAACCCCCUGCAAUGCAGGAAUAUUUUGCCCAACGUGGAGCUCGAACCCACAACCCUGAGAUCAUGAGCCGCGUGCUCUACCAAGUGAGGUCAUGACUGUCAGAGCGCUCUAGGUAUGCUUGAAGUGCAUGAUGUAGGUGCAGUUUGAAUCUCAAGUACAGUGGUACCUUGGUUUAAGAACAGCUUAGUUUAUGAACAACUUGGAUUAAGAACGCUCCAAACCCGGAAGUGUUUUGGUUUGUGAACUUUGCCUCAGAAGCAGAACAUGUUUCGCUUCCUGUUGAGUGUGUUCCAUUUGUAAAUUGAGCCCCCGCUGCUAUGGGAAAGCACACCUUGGUUUAAGAACGCUUUGGUUGAAGAACGGACUUACAGAAUGGAUUAAGUUUGUAAACCAAGGUACCACUGUAGAACCUGGGGUAGAUUAGGGUUGUGUUGGUUCCAGCUGCCAUCAGCCAGCAUGGUCUGGGAUGAUGGGAGUCCUGCAAUAUUUGGAGAGCCACAGGUUCCCCAGCCCUGCCUUAUAAGCUCCCAGAGCCACCCGUUUCCACACACCAGCUUUUGUAUGGAAAGGCUGCCUUUGUUACCACCACUGUUUGUGAACAGCCUGUCCUGCCGCACCCAAUGUUCUUCCCGGGGCGACUUUUCCUCGCAGGACACAAGGCAAGUGCUUCACUGCCCCAGUGCUCUGUUUCCACCAGUGGGAGGGAGUCAAAACAGUCCCAACAACAGAAGGGUCCAGCCUUUGUCUGCUUACUCCCCAGGGGAUAAAUGUGCUCAUCCAGCCAUGGAGGCUGGCAUUUAUUUUCUCGCUCCAGGGGAAUGGGCACUCCCUGUGGCUUGCUUGCUGCUACAAGCGGCAGGGAAUGCUCUCAAAAGGGUCUGCUUUGUGCUCUUGCUGGCCAAGUUGCAAGCGCCUGUUCCUUUUGCAGAGACACAGUGCUCUUCCGGCACUGCAGCAUAGUGGUAGAGCAACUGCUUUGUGUACAGAUGGUCUCAGGCUCAAUCCCCAGGUAGGGUUGGCCUGGAGAGAGGCUGCUGGUAGGCAUUACUAAGGCAACUUCCUAUGAUCCCUUGUUCAGAGCAGCAGCAUCUGCCUGAUACAGCGUUAGGCCACUGGUCCAUUGCCUACACUGAUUAUUCCAGUGCGGGGAGAAGAUCUCCUGUUUAUUGCAUUUUUAGCUUUCCUCUCCCUCCUUCAAGUUCAGGGUGGCGCAUGUUGCUCCUCCCUUCCGCACAUGCAUUUUAUUCUCACAACCACCUUGCGAAGUAGGCUAGGAGCUGAAAUUGAUUCUAACCCAAAUGUCAGGGCUCAAUUCUCUCUUUGCAGCCCGGGUUACCUGCUGUCCCACCGGCCGGUCAUAAGUUUCCAAAGUGAUCCAUACAUCCUCCCGGUUUCCACAGGUAACGGCUUCCUAGUAAGGUUUUUGGGGUGGUGAUGGAGGGGAGCAGAGCUCUGGGCUGGUUAAGGUCUGUUAUCAAGCAAGGGUCUGGGGUGCAUGUCGACACUUUACCCGAUACAGAAACAAUUUGUCAUGUAGUUUUCAAUAUGGGUGACAAGAGAGCCAGAGGUCCCUCACCUGCCAUCCUGGACUGGCAGGAUUGGGGGAGCGGAUGGAAAGCAGUUCUUGUUUUGCUGAAAGGCACCUGUGCAAAAACCAUUGCAGUGUUAAAGGUAAAGGGACCCCUGACCAUUAGGUCCAGUCGUGACCAACUUUGGGGUUGCGGCGCUCAUCUCGCUUUAUUGGCCAAGGGAGCUGGCGUACACCUUCCGGGUCAUGCAGCCGGCAUGACUAAGCCGCUUCUGGCGAACCAGAGCAGUGCACGAAAACGCCAUUUACCUUCCCGCCGGAGCAGUACCUAUUUAUCUACUUGCUCUUUGACGUGCUUUCAAACUGCUAGGUUGGCAGGAGCAGGGACCGAGCAACGGGAGCUCACCCCAUCAUGGGGAUUUGAACUGCCGACCUUCUGAUUGGCAAGUCCUAGGCUCUGUGGUUUAACCCACAGCGCCACCCGUGUCCCCUUAUUGCAGUGUUAGAGAUGCCCAAACACUCAGGUUUGGGGUAGUUAAGCAGCGUCUCCUGCUACAGGAGGAAGCGGUGGAUGCUGAAAAGACGAAACACAGGAUCGCAGAGUCCUAACAUGAGCCACUUUUGUGCUCUGGAACUGAACCGUGUGCUAGAUCUCAUCUGAAUGCCAGGUUGAAGAUGCCCCUUUGCCCUCUGCUGGGGGCGGCAUUGUCCGUCGGCCCAUCUCAGGGGGCUUAGCUUCCUAGACCAGAAAGGGAAGACAGGAAGAGGCCUCGGGGGCUGCUUUCUGCUCCCACCUUUUAAGGGUUAAUUGAAUGGGUUGCCACCGUUAAUUCCCUCCUCUCCCUCUCAGACUUGCUUCCCGACGUGAUCCUGAGCGGAGUCCUGCAGGGUUUCUAUGCACCCCGGACGACCUUCUGCCUGCAGUCAAAGCUCUUUGCGGCUCUGCCACCCACCGACUUGACAUCCUCUCCUUUGCAACCGGCCUAGGGAACGCUCAGAGGAUCAAGUGCAGCUCUGUUCGUUUGUGGAAAAGCAACCGCCGGCUUCCUCCUUGCGUCGUACGUUGGAAAGAAAGAGGUUGGGGACAAGAAAGAGGUUGGGGGAGCCACUUCUUGAGGCAAGCAGUGGGAAGUAAAUGCAGUAGGUUGCUUUGUUAGGCUGCUGAGCUCCAGUAGAGUGCAGCUAACACGGGCAGGGCUUGUUGCCACUUCUGGCAGAGCUGUGGCUCUCAGGUGUUUCCAGGUGACAGCUCUUGUUAGCCCAUGUGAGUGAGAAGCAGCUGUGAGUCAGGGAGGUACGCAUGCCUUCCUCCAAGCUUCAUGGGCUGGAAGCAAGAGCAGCACAACAGCAGCUGGGGGCAGGUACUGACUCAGGUCAGGUGCUGACAAUGCAAGAUGCUUCUAGUGUUUGUGCGCACAGUGACGCCACAUUGAUAGUCUCCCAGCCUUCUGUCUAGUCCAAAGGGAGGCAGCAACUGCUCCCUCACCGCAGCGGCAAGAAACCACUGCCAACUUGGCAUGGAUCUGGUCCAGUUGGCACCUUAAUUCAGGUGUAGCCAACGUGGUGCCAUCCAGCUGCCAACAGCCCCAACCAGCUGUGGUCUAACAACACCCAGUGUGUACCAGCUUGGGGAAAGCUGCAUUGAUGGGACACAGGUAGCAGAGCCCUCCCAGAGGAGUCCGGGUUUUUCUACAGCGUGGCGGGAGACCAGCAGCUCCUCUAAGCUAUCCCGAUAGUUUGGGGUUAUUCCUGCUGCAGAUUACUGCUUUUUCAAUGGGGUAGAUGGUCUACUUUAACAAAAAUGGCUAUGCAAUAAAAACACUUCCACUAC